Molecule: messenger RNA, 1587 nt
Organism: Pseudozyma flocculosa PF-1
Lineage: Eukaryota; Fungi; Basidiomycota; Ustilaginomycetes; Ustilaginales; Ustilaginaceae
Exons: 3
Coding region: 1-1587 (528 amino acids)
Source: RefSeq, a predicted model, not a curated record
AUGUCUCAGGCUUCUCAGGCCUCUACAUCUCGGCAACCCGUCGAGGCCGUCGACCGACUGAAGCGGACCGUCGACGACCUCGACCGGCAGGUGCGGGACCUUCGCGCCCAGCUGGCAAAGGAACGCGAUGCGCGGCGGAAAGCCAGCGAGCGGAGCCGACAGAAGCGCCGCGCCGCCUCUUCCGGCUCGCUGCAAGAGCUUGUCGCCGCCUGGACGGGUACGGAUGCCGGCGACGACGCGGUGCGCGACGAGGUCGAGGUCAAGAAGACGCUCGAAACCAGGCUGAGCCGCCUGGACGACGAGAGCCUCACUGCCCUCUUGACGCUCUCGACCUCGGCGCUCGUCAGGCUCAUUUCUGGCGGUGAGACGACCGCUAGCGUUCUCGCCAUCCCAACCUUGCUCGUGCCGUCCAAGAGCGUCGGGAUAGAAGGGCUCGGCAGCGGCGGCGAGAUUGACAGGAGGCUGGCCAAGGUGGAAGGCGGCGAUGCGGCAACCAGAAAGAGGAAGCGGCCACCGCUCGGCAUCCAGGUCGUCCGAGGCGGGCCGGAUCAGGACGACGAGGACGAGCGGGAUGUGCCCGGCUCCGAUACGGUCGUAGAAGCGCGGCAACGCGCCAAGCAGGCCCUCUGGAUGAAUGACUGGCUAGAAGGGCGGAAGGUGUUGAACCAGCGCCUCUUGUCGCACCUGGCGGACUUCACCUACCUCGAUAUCAGCACGCUCACGCAACGGACCAAGCCGCCUUCCCGCGCCGAAGCCGAGACGGAUACGACGAUCCGCUCCGUCCACCUGACGGGCACGCUCUCUGACCUAUGCGACCUCACGCUGCGGUACGACGUGCACGAGCCCGCCUCUCCGUCGUCGUCGUCGUCGGUGGACGGCACGCUGGCGUCGUUGGCAUCGCGAUCGCCGCAGAUGCGCAACCUGUCGCUCGACAUGCCGCCUGCGCUGCGCCACGCGCUGUCGGCCAACAACCACCUCGCCCGGACGCUGCGCCAGGCCAACCUGCCCGCCCUGAUGCUGUCGCUGCGCACGCUGCUGCCCCUCGCGCGGCUGCGCCAGGCGCUCUACUCCAACCUCGCACAGAGGUACCCGCACCUCGUUCCCUCCUCUGCCCGCAACGGCAAGCUAUGGUCCCCGCCUCCACCAGUCGAUGGCGGCGACGGCAGCGGCAAGAACAAGGACAAGAUCAGGGUCCAGGAUGCAGACGUCCUCGCCCGCCUGGUGGAUCCGGGACGGGCGGAGCAGCUGGUCUUUACCAAUGCCCGCAAAGCCAGCUUGGAGCUCACGUUCGCAAUCACGUUUACGCGGCACGGACACGCCUACCCGUCCAUCUUGCUCGUCCCCUCUCUACCUGCCCCUCUCUCAUCUUCAACAUCGACGCAGACCCAGACGCUCCUCGACUCGUUCGCGCAGCGGUUCCAGCACCUCCUCUCGUACCUCACCUCGCCGCAACGUCGUCGAGAUGCCGCCGCCUCACUCGCCGCCAACAACGACAACGACCAAGAGGCGGCACAGCAGCAGCGAGUCGGCAUCCAAGCUGCCAUUGUCGCCGUCGUCGAUGCCUUCUUUGCCAUCGAAUCGUCCUAG